Molecule: messenger RNA, 11429 nt
Organism: Xenopus tropicalis (tropical clawed frog)
Lineage: Eukaryota; Metazoa; Chordata; Amphibia; Anura; Pipidae
Gene: usp24
Product: ubiquitin specific peptidase 24
Exons: 67
Coding region: 209-7942 (2577 amino acids)
Biological process (GO): ubiquitin-dependent protein catabolic process; protein deubiquitination
Molecular function (GO): cysteine-type deubiquitinase activity
Source: RefSeq, a predicted model, not a curated record
CCACCUCAUACGCCGAUAUCACGUGUUAUGUCAUGUGAUUGUACUGCGCUCCGCCUUCUCUAUGUCGGAACCUGGGCUGGGUGCCUGUGGUGCAGCUGAUUGGGGUGUGGAAGUACUGGAAGAAACAUGGCGGCGCACAGAGGCGCUCUGGUGAGGUGCAGGAUCUGAUUUCCCGUACCUGCAAAGUAGAGUGCGCUGGAGCGCAAACAUGGAGACAGAGGAGGAACAGCAUAUGACCACACUGUUAUGCAUGGGGUUUUCUGACCCUGGCGCUAUCCGCAAGGCCCUGCGUCUGGCUAAAAAUGACAUAAACGAGGCGGUGGCUCUGCUGACCAACGAGAGGCCCGGGCUGGACUAUGGCUAUGAGCCUAUGGACAGUGGAAGUAGAAGCAGUAAUGACAGUGGCAAUCGCGGCAGUGGAGGCUUUGACCCUCCCCCUGCCUACCAUGAGGUUGUGGAGCCUGAGAAAAAUGAUGAAAAUGGAAAUUGCUCAGGAGAAAAUAUUGAAUUUCCCACCACUAAUCUUUAUGAACUUGAAAGUCGUGUCCUCACUGAUCAUUGGUCCAUACCAUACAAAAGAGAAGAAUCACUCGGAAAAUGCUUGAUCGCUUCCACUUACUUGGCAAAACUUGGUAUUUCAGAUUCUGAUGAAAACUGCAAAAGAUUUAUGGAUAGAUGUAUGCCGGAAGCUUUUAAAAAGUUGCUGACAUCCAGUGCUGUACAUAAAUGGGGCACAGAGAUCCAUGAGGGAAUCUACAACAUGUUGAUGUUACUGGUAGACCUGGUUGCAGAGCGAAUAAAACAGGAGACAAUUCCUACUGGUCUUCUGGGUGUUCUUACCAUGGCUUUUAACCCUGACAACGAGUACCAUUUCAAGAAUAGAAUGAAAGCAUGCCAGAAAAACUGGUCUGAUGUAUUUGGAGAAGGAAAUACGUAUGCUGUAUCACCACCAAGUAGUAUGCAAAAGGAACCUCAUGGCUGGCUUGUUGAUUUAGUAAACAGGUUUGGAGAGUUAGGUGGCUUUUCAGCAAUUCAGUCUAAGCUAAAUUCUGAAGAUAUUGAACUUGGGGCUGUAUCAGCACUGGUUCAACCACUGGGUGUAUGUGCAGAAUACCUCAAUUCCUCCACUGUACAGCCUAUGCUAGAUCGUGUAAUACACAAGAUGAUUAAGUAUGUACAGAGUGUAGAAGAGAAGGACCUUAAGGACAAGAGGUUGGUUAGUAUCCCAGAACUUCUGUCUGCCAUCAAAUUACUAUGCAUGCGCUUCCAACCUGACCUAGUCACAGCAGUUGAUGACCUGCGACUGGAUAUUUUGCUCCGCAUGCUGAAGUCUCCACAUUUCAGUGCAAAAAUGAAUUCGCUAAAAGAAGUAACUAAACUGAUUGAAGACAGCACUCUUUCAAAAUCUGUAAAGAAUGCUAUAGAUACUGAUCGACUACUGGACUGGCUUGUAGAGAAUUCUGUCCUAUCGAUAGCAUUAGAAGGAAACAUAGACCAAGCACAGUACUGUGACCGAAUAAAGGGAAUCAUUGAACUUCUUGGCAGUAAAUUAUCUUUGGAUGAGCUUUCUAAAAUAUGGAAAAUACAGUCUGGACAGUCUUCUACUGUGAUUGAAAAUAUUCAUACCAUUAUUGCUGCUGCAGCUGUAAAGUUUAACUCUGAUCAACUCAGUCAUCUUUUUGUGCUCAUUCAAAAGUGCUGGGAAAACGAGAGUGACAGAGUUCGACAAAAGCUGUUAAGUCUCAUUGGUCGUAUUGGUCGUGAAGCCCGCAAUGAGACUACCACUGCAAAGGUUUUGGAAGUGCUGUGGGAAUUAGCUCAUCUGCCAGCAUUGCCAUCCAGUUUAAUUCAGCAAGCCUUAGAUGAGCACCUAACAAUUCUUUGUGAUGCUUAUGCAGUGAAAGAGACUAUAAAAAGAAGUUACAUUAUAAAAUGCAUUGAAGAUAUUAAAAAGUCAUCCCAACAUAAUAAUCCCCAGGUUGUAUGGGUAGUUCCAGCUUUACGGCAGCUACAUGAAAUUACUCGUUCUUUCAAUAAGCAAACUUAUCAAAAGCAAGACAAGAGCAUCAUCCAAGAUCUUAAGAAGAAUUUUGAGAUUGUGAAACUGGUGACAGCAAGUUUAGUGGCCUGCCAUCGAUUGGCAGUGAAUGCUGUGGGUCCUGGAGGGCUUUUUGGAUCCACUUUGGUUGAUGGCAGAUACACUUACCGGGAGUAUUUGGAGGCACACCUGAAAUUCCUGGCAUUUUUCCUGCAAGAAGCCACACUUUAUCUUGGUUGGAGUCGGGCAAAAGAGAUCUGGGAAUGUCUUGUUACUGGACAUGAUGUCUGUGAACUUGACCGUGAAAUGUGUUUUGAAUGGUUUACAAAGGGACAGCAUGACCUGGAGAGUGAUGUCCAGCAACAGCUUUUUAAAGAGAAAAUUCUAAAACUGGAAUCAUAUGAAAUAACAAUGAAUGGAUUCAAUUUAUUUAAGACCUUUUUUGAAAAUGUUAAUCUUUGUGACCAUCGCUUAAAGCGACAAGGUACUCAGUUGCUUGUGGAAAAACUGGAAUUAAUUGGUAUGGAUUUUAUUUGGAAGAUUGCUGUUGAAUCUCCAGAUGAAGAAAUAGCCAACGAAGCUAUUCAACUGAUAAUAAAUUAUAGUUACAUUAAUCUCAAUCCUAGGCUAAAGAAAGAUUCAGUUCCAUUGCACAAAAAGUUCAUUGCUGAUUGCUACACACGAUUAGAGGCAGCCAGUUCUGCUCUUGGUGGCCCUACACUAACACAUGCAGUCACAAGAGCAACAAAGAUGCUAACAGCAACUGCCAUGCCUUCUGUCGCAACCUCGGUACAGUCCCCUUACAGGUCUACAAAAUUAGUGAUAAUUGAAAGACUUCUGUUGCUUGCAGAGCGCUAUGUGAUAACAAUAGAGGAUCUUUACUCGGUUCCCCGAACUAUACUACCUCAUGGUGCCUCUUUUCAUGGACAUCUUUUAACUCUCAACCUUACUUAUGAGUCUACCAAAGAUACUUUCUCCUUAGAGGCUCACAGCAAUGAAACAAUAGGGAGUGUACGGUGGAAGAUAGCAAGACAUCUCAACUGCCCUGUUGAAAAUGUACAGAUAUUUGCAAAUGAGAGCUUGUUAACUGUAAAUAAAGACCAGAAGCUACUACAUCAGUUGGGUUUUUCCGAUGAACAAGCACUUACUGUAAAGACAUUAGGAGGUGGAACUCCAUCUGGAAGCUCUACAGAUGCUUCUUGCAGUUCGGGCACUAGUAGUGGUGUCUUCAGCUCAUCAUAUGCUAUGGACCAGGAAAAAUCCCUACCAGGAGUAGUGAUGGCACUUGUUUGCAAUGUAUUUGAUAUGCUCUACCAGCUCGCCAAUCUAGAGGAACCAAGGAUAACUGUAAGAGUCCGAAAGCUUCUGCUACUGAUUCCAACAGACCCUGCUGUUCAGGAAGCUCUCGACCAGUUAGACUCUCUUGGCAGAAAGAAUACACUACUUUCAGAAACCCAAGCUUCACAGUCUUCAAAAUCUCCAUCAUUAUCUUCAAAGCAACACCACCAGCCAAGUGCCAGUUCUAUCUUGGAGAGCUUGUUUAGAUCAUCUGCUCCAGGGAUGUCUACCUUUAGGGUGCUCUACAAUUUGGAGGUCUUGAGCUCCAAACUCAUGCCAACUGCUGAUGAUGAAAUGGCGAGAAAUUGUGCCAAGUCAUUCUGUGAAAAUUUUUUAAAAGCUGGUGGACUUAGUUUGGUGGUUAAUGUCAUGCAGAGGGACUCAAUUCCAUCCGAAGUGGAUUAUGAAACUAGACAAGGAGUCUACUCAAUCUGUCUUCAGCUUGCACGGUUUUUAUUGGUUGGACAGACUAUGCCAGCCACUUUAGAUGAGGACCUGAAUAAGGAUGGCAUUGAGAGCCUUUCUUCCAGACCUUUCCGCAAUGCAGGUCGCCAGUCUAGCCGUCAAAUGUCUCUUUGUGGGACACCUGAGAAAUCAUCUUAUCGUCAGCUUUCCGUUUCUGACCGGUCAUCCAUCAGGGUAGAAGAAAUUAUUCCUGCGGCUCGUGUUGCUAUUCAGACAAUGGAAGUAAAUGAUUUCACGUGCACAGUGGCAUGCUUCAUGAGGCUUUCUUGGGCAGCAGCUGCUGGAAGACUGGACCUUGUCGGUAGCAACCAACCUAUAAAAGAAAGUAACACGUUGUUUCCUGCAGGGCUGCGCAGCAGACUAAGUAGUUCAGGAAGCAACUGUAGUUCAGGAAGUGAAGGAGAAUCUACAUCUCUGCAUGCCUGGAUCUGUGUAAGGCAACAAUCUGUAUCAACCAAAGAUGCUAUAAUUGCUGGUGAGGCAUUGUCUCUUCUGGUAACAUGCCUGCAGCUGCGCAGUCAGCAGUUGGGAUCAUUUUAUAACCUGCCUUCUGUUGCUGAUUUCACCAUUGAUAUCCUUCUUGGAUCACCAAGUGCUGAGAUUCGUCGGGUUGCCUGUGACCAACUAUAUACUCUUAGUCAAACAGACACAUCUUCUUAUCCUGAAGUACAAAAGCCAAACCUAUUUCUGCUUACUGUCAUCCUGUCUGCACAGCUACCCCUCUGGUCUCCAACCAGCAUAAUGAGAGGCAUUAACCAGAGGUUGUUGGCACAGUGUACAGAGUAUUUUGAUUUGAGAUGCCAACUCCUAGAUGACCUAACCUGCUCAGAAAUGGAACAGCUUAAUGUCAGUCCGGCAACCAUGUUGGAAGAUGAAAUCACGUGGCUGGAUAAUUUUGAACCUAAUCGUACAGCUGAAUGUGAAACAAGUGAAGCUGACAAUGUUUGGCUUGCAGGACACCUUAGGCUUAUCAAAACUCUCCUCUCACUGUGUGGCGCUGAAAAGGAAAUGCUUGGUCCUUCACUUAUUAAGCAGCUCUUGGAUGAUUUCCUCUUUCGAGCUUCAAGAAUAAUUCUGAAUAGCCAUUCUCCAGCUGGCAGUGCUGCAAUAAGUCAGCAAGACUUUCACCCAAAGUGCAGUACAAUGAACAGUCGACUUGCUGCUUAUGAGGUCCUUGUAAUGCUUGCAGAGAGUUCCCUUGCAAACCUCCAGCUAAUUACAAAAGAGCUCCUUUCCAUGCAUCAUCAGCCUGACCCAGCAGUUACCAAGGAGUUUGAUUAUCUCCCACCUGUUGAUAGCAGAUCAAAUUCAGGUUUUGUUGGACUGAAAAAUGGAGGCGCAACCUGUUACAUGAAUGCAGUGUUCCAGCAGUUAUAUAUGCAACCUGGUCUUCCUGAGGCUUUGCUUUCCAUGGAAGGCGACACUGAUAAUCCAGAUGAGAGUGUAUUUUACCAAGUCCAAUCAUUGUUUGGUCAUUUGAUGGAAAGUAAACUGCAGUACUAUAUACCGGAGAACUUCUGGAAGAUCUUUAAGAUGUGGAAUAAGGAACUGUAUGUACGAGAGCAGCAAGAUGCCUAUGAAUUUUUCACCAGCCUUAUUGAUCAGAUGGAUGAAUACCUUAAGAAAAUGGGUCGAGAGCAAAUAUUUAAGAACACCUUCCAAGGCAUCUAUUCUGACCAGAAGAUAUGUAAAGAUUGUCCCCACAGAUAUGAAAGGGAGGAAGCAUUUAUGGCUCUAAAUUUAGGAGUCACAUCCUGUCAGAGCUUAGAGAUCUCACUGGAUCAGUUUGUGAGAGGAGAAAUUCUUGAAGGAAGCAAUGCAUAUUACUGUGAGAAAUGCAAAGAUAAGAGAACCACAGUUAAGAGAACUUGCAUCAAGUCUCUGCCAAGUGUCUUAGUCAUACAUCUAAUGAGAUUUGGAUUUGAUUGGGAAAGUGGACGUUCCAUUAAGUAUGAUGAGCAGAUCAAGUUUCCGUGGAUGCUGAACAUGGAACCGUACACUGUAGCUGGAAUGGCUCGGCAAGAUUCUUCCUGUGAAGCUGGUGAAAACGGAAGACAUAUCGAUCCUGGAGGAGGAUCUCCACGGAAGAAAGUGGCUCCAACAGAGAACUAUGAACUAGUUGGAGUCAUAGUUCACAGUGGUCAGGCACAUGCAGGACAUUAUUAUUCUUUUAUUAAAGAUAGAAGGGGUUCGGGUAAAGGAAAAUGGUACAAGUUUAAUGACACGGUUGUGGAAGAAUUUGAUCUUAACGAUGAAACCAUAGAAUAUGAGUGUUUUGGUGGAGAAUACAGACCAAAGGUUUAUGACCAAUCCAACCCUUACCCUGAUGUUCGUCGAAGAUACUGGAAUGCCUACAUGCUCUUCUAUCAAAGGGUAUCUGACCAGAACUCGCCUGUUUUACCAAAGAAAAGCCGAGUCAGUGUUGUGCGACAAGAAGCAGAAGAUCUCUCGCUAUCUGCACCAUCCUCUCCAGAUAUCUCACCCCAGUCCUCACCUCGCCCACACAGGCCAAAUGAUCGCCUUUCCAUCUUAACUAAACUGGUGAGGAAAGGGGAGAAAAAGGGCCUGUUUGUAGAGAAGAUUCCACUUAGGAUAUACCAGACGGUCAGAGAUGAGAACCUCAAGUUUAUGAAGAACAGAGAUGUUUACAACAGUGAUUAUUUCAGUUUUGUACUUUCUUUGGCAUCAGUAAAUGCGACUAAACUAAAGCAUCCACUGUAUCAACCCAUGGCAAAAGUAAGUGCCCAGCUUGCAAUUCAGUUCCUUUUCCACACCUAUCUACGGACAAAACGAAAACUCAGGGUUGAUACUGAGGAAUGGAUAGCUACCAUCGAUGCCUUGGUUUCCAAAAGCUGUGAAGCAUGUCAGUGGCUCAUGGAAUAUUUUGUUUGCUCAGAAGGCAAGGAACUCGUAAAAAUUUUCUUGCUUGAAAGCUCCAUAAGAGAAGUGAGAGCUGCAGUAGCGACAAUCUUAGAGAAAACUUUAGAUGCAGCAUUGUUUCAUGGUGAUAAGGUGAAUGGUGUUCAUUUGCUGAUUGAGAUGCUUCUUAGCCUAUUGGAGAAAGAUGUUCCAGAAAGCUGUAAAAAUUGUGCUCAGUAUUUUUAUCUCUUCAGCAACUUUGUGCAAAAGCAGGGUUCACGUGCAGUUGACCUCCUUUUAAGGUACUCUGCUCUGAAGCAUUUUAUUAACUUCUUACUUGGUCCAAAUAGGCAAAACAACCAGAACCGCCGGUGGAGCUCUCCCCAAGCACGAGAAUUUGGAUACCUGCACAGCACCAUAGCUUUACUUGUUCUGUAUUCAGACGUUUCUUCCCAUAGAACAGUUGCUCCUGGUGUCUUCAAACCACAUCCUUCUACAAAUACUUGUGGAUCUCCCCUGCUACUCCAUGCAGAAGUGGAGGCCUUGAUGUUUAUGCCAGAAGGGAAGCCUUAUUUGCUUGAGGUCAUGUUUGCCCUGCGAGAACUUCCUGGUUCCCUCACUGUUCUCAUCGAGAUGGUGGUGUACUGCUGUUUCUGCAAUGAACGCUUUUCUCUCACUCUGCUUCAUUUUAUUAAGAACCAGCUCGAAACUGCUCCUCCACAUGAAUUAAAGAAUGUCUUUACUCUUCUAUAUGAGAUACUGGUUAUUGAAGAUCCCUUGCAGUUACAGAGGUUGAAAUUUACCUUCGAGUCUGAUGGUUUAUUAGCACUGAUGCAUCACAGCAACCAUGUGGACAGUAGCCGAUGCUAUCAAUGUGUUAAGUUUCUUGUUACCCUGGCUCAAAAGUGCCCUGCUGCUAAAGAGUAUUUCAAAGACAAUUCUCACCAUUGGAGCUGGGCUGUACAGUGGUUACAGAAAAAGAUGUCAGAGCAUUGCUGGGCACCACAAAGUAACAUCUCCAAUGAGACAUCCACUGCUAAAACCUUCCAGCGCACUGUUUCUGCACAGGAUACCUUGGCAUAUGCCACAGCCUUGUUGAAUGAAAAGGAUCAGUCAGGAAGCAGCAAUGGCUCUGAGAGCAGCCCAGCCAAUGAAAAUGGAGAUAGGAGCAUGCAGCAGGGUCCAGAUUCGCCCAUGAUAAUUGGAGAGACUAAAAGUGACACUGAUGAUGUUGAUCCUUAAAUAUAAUCUUGGGGUGCAAAAUAAAGACGUGCUGUGAAAUAUGUUCGCGCGUUGGGAACUUUCUCGCUAUAGAUUCGGUUCUGUGAGAAUCCCCGGCAACUAUUUAUAGACUGUUUCUUGCACAAGAAAUGUUUCCAUUUGCAGCCAAGGUCAUUUUUUAGAACUCACUGCAAAGAGGACGUUUUGUCAUUUUGGCACGGUUUGGCAGUAAAACCAUGCACACAGUUUAUUUUUUCAAGAUUUUAUUGAACAACAAAUCUAGCAAGUGGUUCAACUUUGUUUUUUUUUUUUUGUUUUUUAAAGUAUGUGAAAAUUAAAUGAGUGAAUGUAAAAUUUAUGCUUUUUCUGUAAUGCUGCAAAGAGAUUUCUUUUGAUUUUAUACAGAAUAAAAAGAAAAGGCAGAUCUUAACUGCAUUUAGGUGCUUAGGGCCACUUUUUAAUCUUUGGAUAUUUACUUAGGAAUCUUCAAAAUGAUGUAAAGAUAUGUUAAAGAGACUUACAUAUUUGCCUUGUAAAAAUUUAUUAUAAAAAUGUUUAUAAAAAAAGAACUCUUUGUAUUUAAUGUUUCCCAGACUUUGGAUAGUGCUUGAGAAUGCUAGGGUUUAUGCUGCUGUAGGAAGCGUCGUCUCUUGAAGAAAACUGUUUUUUCUUUUAUUCAGAAACUAGAGCUAAAUAUGAUCUUGUCAGGCACAGCCAAGAACGGACAUCUGCAUAGUAAUAGGUUGAAAGAGAGAUGCUUAUUUUACACAAAGGGUUUGUUUAUUGUCUAAAAACCUUUUUUGGUACUUGUCAUUUUUGGUUUUUAUUACUGCACUUUUUUAUGAAGUAAAACUAUGCUAAUUGAUCUUAUUAUCAGUAGUUACCCUAAAGUCACACUUAAUAAGGCUUGAUGUAAGAUUCAGUUAGCUGUCAGCUCUAUCAGCACAUACUGGAGGUCUUCAACAAACCUUUUAGGAAGGUGGCACAAUUCAUGAAGACUUCUCAAGUGAUCCAGUUGUUACACUUGAGACAACCAGACCAGCCAAAUUAUAUAGUCAUUGUGGUGCAUUGGAGCACAUCAGCCGCAUACAAUACAUAUAUGUGCCCUAAGGCUGCCUGAUAUUGUUUAAGACGUUAAAUAGGUUUUUAAAGAUAAAGGCCUUGCCAUAAUUGUGUGUUUAAGCUAAUGCAUUACGUCCCUUUUGCUUAAUGAACAUUUAGUCAUUAAAAGCUAAAGUGUGCGUCGGGUUUCAGCACAGCAGCUAAUCUGCAUGGCAUUAAAUUAGGCUGCAGACUGAAAGCACCUGCUCAUUUUAUGGACAGAAAUCUUUGUAGCCCUUUGUUUUUUUGUCAUUUUCGAAGCUAAGUGAUAAGUCUGGUGAAUUUACUUACAUAGUGGCAGAGUGUGCUUUAAAGAGCGAGUGAAAUAUGAAUACUAGAAAUUAGAAUGUCUAAUUCAGCUUCAACAGCUAAGAUUUACUGUGUCAAGGUCGAGUAGGCAACAUGAUCUAUACUAACUAUAGAGUAGGUGCCAUUCAGGGUCAGUUUCAUCACAGUUCUAGUUCUAUAGAACCUGCUCUUCUCACAAGGAUCUGGGAUCCGUAUUCUUACCUGCUUUUGAAAAGCUCAUGGAGAGAGCAACACUUUCAACAUGUGACUGACAACUAAAUAUACUCCUAUAUAAAAGUGUUGUUCUUAGCACUGAUACUAAAUUUGAUGUGGGACACUGCUGGGGGGUUUUGUUUCUGUUAUGGAAAUAGAUAGCAAAGGCACCCCAUAGUCAAUAUUUACAACUCUUGCAACUGGAACAAUAAACAGUUAUGAUUAGAAUCUUUAUAUUGUAACUGGUUGGAAAUAUAGGUUUUAGUGUUCCUUAUGUGGGUAUAGUAGGUAACUUGCAAACAAUGAACUCUACUCAAAAGCAGAUUCCAAUAUUGUGAACUGUAAGAGAGAAGUGUUAUAAACUCACAAUACUGGAAUCUUUGAGGUUCUCCUGGCAAACUUCAUUGCUAUAUCUGAUAGUGCCUGAUCACCAGAAGGAAAAAACUCCUACACUAGAAGUUUAAACAUUUGGUAGGACAAAUCCAUGCUUGAAUCACUUGUUUCUGCAGAACUGGAGGUUGCCAAUGGUUUCCGGUUUAUGCUAAGAUGCCCGGAAGAUUGCCAGUUAGUACAGAUUAUCAGCAUAUGUCAUGUCAUGUAAGGUAGACAUUGUUAUGUAUAAAAAAACAAUAGUUUUAUCUACAGUAUGGUUCACUUGAGGAAAGAGGCCUACCUGUCUGCCUUCCUGUCUGCUUGCCUGUCUUUUUGCCUGCCUUCCUAUUUAAGCAAGGAGAUCAUUUGUGAGGUUGCAAAAUACAUCUUACUGUUACUGAGCCAUGAUUUUGAAUUGAUGGUAAUUUCUUUCAUAAUGUACAGAUGUUCUGCUCUCCAAAAUAAUAAUAGUGUAUAUUAACAUUUCAGAAAAAGACUAAUUUGGGAAAGUGUAUUAUUCUCUGUGUCCCACUACGAAUGGGCUAAAGAAAUAUGGAAUGUAAUGGUUUCCGGACAGCACUGAGCCAUGAUUUGCAGCUGCUUGAAAUGUAUUAUUUUUGGUUUUAAGAACAUGCAGAUAUGUUUUAAAUCAGUACAUUUUAUUAAGAUAUUGAUUACGUACAAUACUGUACUAAAAAUACAGUUUAUUUUGCAUUUUUUUGCCAAAUUUGAGAUGGUUUGUAUGUGUGUAUUUCAUUUUUAUUUGUUCAGCCUUGUAUUUUUGAUCAACAAAUUGAUGCACUGAUUUUUUUUUUUGUUAAUGUUUAUGGAUUCACUUGCGCUACAUGAUGUUGGCGGCCAAUCUGGUAGUGGAGCAACUGUUUUAUUUAUAUACUGGUAUUUCAUUGCACAUAGAAACUGUUACAUAUGCCUUUCCUCUUGCUCACAAAGGGCCAUCCUCCAUGCCAUGUUGUUCUGGAGAUUAUGAAGUUCCCAACUGAUCGACACAGCAAAGUUCUACUUUAAAGUUGAUAGUUGUGCUACACAAAAAGGGCGCAUGAAAGUCUGGUACUUCUAUCUCCUAUCUACUCUGAUAUGCCUGCAAUUGUAAUGGGUUUGAUGCAAAGUGGGAUGUUUUUAGAUUUCAAACUAGAGGCACAACAAAAUCUGCUUUUUUUUUUUUUUCUUUGUAACCACUGUUUGUGAUUUAAAGGAAAAGGUAGCAAAAAAUGUGCCUUUUAAAUUUGUGCUUAAAAUUUAGUAUAGUACUGUAAAAAUAAAAAGGUUUUGUGUGCAUUUUGUUUUAUGCUUUCUUGGGGCGUGUAUUUCAACAAGUAUCCAAGGGGCUGCAAUACCCCCUUUGUGUCCAAUUGUUGGAAACUUUUGUCUACUGCCUGUAUAUAUCUCUAUCGUGUGCUCUGAAAUACCUGUAUGCAUUCCACCUUUGAGUACAACUCAGAACAAUGAUGCUUCUUUCAGUAAUCACUUCCUGAAUGAAUGUUAAUCCUUAUUAAAAUCUGUUAUGUUAAACUAA